Messenger RNA from Colletotrichum acutatum, 2044 nucleotides. RefSeq lists its product as uncharacterized. The record is from RefSeq and is a predicted model, not a curated record. Gene Ontology annotation, molecular function: telomeric repeat DNA binding; telomerase RNA binding; protein binding. Gene Ontology annotation, cellular component: telomerase holoenzyme complex. Lineage: Eukaryota; Fungi; Ascomycota; Sordariomycetes; Glomerellales; Glomerellaceae. The coding region runs from base 279 to 1757 and encodes 492 amino acids. The transcript is spliced from 2 exons. Gene Ontology annotation, biological process: nuclear-transcribed mRNA catabolic process, nonsense-mediated decay.
AUGCUGAGGACACUGACUUCCAAAGAGACCCGGCACACAAGGCUGGUAGAUUAUGGACUCCUAAGGAAGGAGAAUCUGCGCCUCGACGGUCCGACGGCGGGCGAUUCAAGGAGAGAGACGGGUCCGAUCUCCCCAGAGCAGCUUGUGAUCGGUCGUUCGAGCAUCCGCGUUCCUCGAACUUUGAUAACGCUGAGGUACUAAUCAAGCAGCCAGAGACGCGCCCUAUUAGCCAAGAACAACUUGUUGCUGAGGUGAAGGGCAUCUACGCUGGACUCGAAAUGAUCGAGUCACAGUGCAUCGAGGUCGACAACGCUCAAAGUUCAAACAACGAGACCAAUCCCAAGCUGAACAAUGAGCAGUGGCAGGCAUUGAUCGGUCUACACCGAACUUUGCUACAUGAACACCACGAUUUCUUCCUUGCCUCUCAGCAUCCUUUGGCCAGUCCGGCAUUGCGACGGCUCGCGAGCAAGCACGCAAUGCCGGAGCGCAUGUGGAGGCAUGGGAUUCAUUCAUUCUUGGAGCUUUUGCGUCAUCGUCUGCCCGCCUCGCUCGAACAUAUGCUUACGUUCAUUUAUUUGGCGUACUCUAUGAUGACUCUGCUGUAUGAGACUGUUCCAACGUUCCAAAACAUUUGGAUUGAAUGCCUCGGCGACUUGAGCCGCUAUCGGAUGGCUAUUGAAGAUGAUGAUCUUAAGGAUAGAGAGGUCUGGACCUCAGUCUCUCGCCAUUGGUAUUCAAAAGCUAGUGAUAAGGCUCCUCAGACGGGUCGUCUUUACCACCACCUCGCUAUUUUGGCUCGUCCAAAUGCUCUGCAGCAGCUCUUUUACUACACGAAGUCUCUCUGCGUGCCACUUCCCUUCCUGUCUGCUCGCGAGUCAAUCAUGACUCUGUUCGACCCGCAUCUCAAUGGCACACAGACCAGGCUGCAGGAGAUUGACGCAGCCUUUGUACGCGCUCAUGCAAUACUUUUUUCGGGCAAGAACACCGAGCAACUCUCAUCGUCUAUCAACGUGUUCAUCGACAGCUUGAACAACCACAUCGCACAUCACACUUGUCGCUGGCUAGAAAGCGCAUACCACAUUUCUAUCGCGUUGAGUUGCUCACUCCUUGAGUACGGUAGCGAGAGCAAUCCAAUUAUGAGAGCCAUCCAAUCAGGCCGAGCCGACGACGCAGACGUCCCAAUGAAAGGGACUGAGACUGUCGGCGCUCCGACACAGAAGUUCCUGGACGCUCUGGACUUUGCCGCUCGUACUCAUAACGUUGUGUUGAGACGAUUCGGCGAUGAGAGUAUUCGACCCUACCUACACGUCACCCUCUCACUCCUUCAACACUUAUCUCACUUCCCUGCAGCGAUGGAACUGGUAGAAAAGAAGAUGCCUUGGAAGCUCAUCGCUUUACUCCUGAAUACUAUCAUGCACACGAAUAUGCCUGCUGAAGCAUACAAGAUCAUCGAGUCGGAAGACUUCCCCCGGCCGGAUAAGGGUGACCCUCGUCCCCUGCCGGACGACUUCGCGCAGCGAGGCCUCCUAUGGGUUGAUGAGUACUAUCCCGACGAUUGGUUUUCGACCACAAAGGUGGAUGACGAUGAGAAGUAUCUCGAAUCCUCGUCAAUGAUGAGCGAGCGCUCGAUCCGCUGCCUUUGGCUAGGUUGUCGACUUGCAACAUCGGGCAAGUGGUUGACUUACAGAGAGGGGCACUUUCGGGCUACUUGCGAAGCGAGCGAAAUGAGUUUCAAACGGAAGCCGUGGAAGUUGUAAGGUGUUCUCGGCAUGUGACUCACUUGGUUGAAAUUCAUAGUACAAAGGAUAUUUACGGUGUCACGGGGAUUUUUUCGCUCCUACGUUGUUGUUGUUUAGAUACAUUCAUCUUGGGAAAUUCCACGGAGUAUUAGUCAUGCAUUUAUCAUCCCCAAUACGGCUCUUGUAACAAGAUACGAACAGUGGACGGCCCUAGAAAGAGCACCAUCUCAAAUUCAAGCUCCAUCCAUGUCGGUCUUGUGUGUUAGUCAAGCUUUGACCGAAGUUGCCAGGCCUUGUGAUUCGUG